CCCAUCAGGAUAUUUAGUUAACGCAAGGCAAUAGUGGUAUAGUAAGUCUUUUAUGGUUGUCGUUUUACUUUUCGAAGAGCAAGGAAUCUUAUUUAUGGCGUUUCUAAUCAGGCCUCGGAAAAAGAACAAACUUUUCCUCUUUCAGCAUCACAGAUUUUUAAUCUGCAUUGCUGCCCACACGCGCCACAGCAGCAAGCCACACUCUAUUUCGCCUUUUAUUUACCAUGACAGAUUGGUGAAACACGACUAAACGGGCACAAAAGUCAAGCUCUUUUUUAUGUUCAUGUGGAAAAAUAAUCUCUGUUUGUCAACUUUUGGCGUUCCGCAUUACAAAUCUGGUUUUUCCGUCUCUUUCGUCUUGCGUACAAAAACGAAAGCUCCUGAUGCAACAUUUCACUGUCCGAACAAGGCAGCCACAGGGUAAAAAAGCAGCAGUGGUAAAUAAAAACCACGAGGAGGAGAUCCAAGAUCUUCAUUCUUUUCGGUUUUUCAAUCUAUGUUCGAAGUACUGACACCAGGCGAGAAUAGAUACAUGAGAGGUGGUAAUGGGGAAAAUGAAAACUGAGUGUGAGAAAAGGUGUAGAAAUAUCUUCGUUCGGUAUUUUUACACUUGUUUAUACGACAAACGAGGACCCACUAUUUACAGCAUAACAGAGGAGCAGCAGAAUCGAUUUUGCAACAGGCGGAUCGACAGAAAACUGCUUUUAACCGACCAUGAUGAAGUCAAACGGUGGUAAGAAAAAUUUGCUGCGGGCCGGCGCUGCGGUGGUUUCGAGCAGCAGCUACCGCACCGGCGGGGUGGUUUUUUCGCACGGACUGAAGAUUGCUACUACUGCUGUACUACCAGACGAGGUUGAAGAAGAUCCGGCUAAUGUUGUCGUUGUGUCCACCAACGCGAAAAGUAGCGGCGUCAGCACUCCUGGAACUACCGGAGGAGAUCAUGCUGGUGAAAACAAGCAAAAACCGACUGCAGCAAUAAAUCAGCGUCGUGGCCGCGGCGGCGAAGGAGGUGGUGGUAGUGCAGCGGCAACGACGAGGACUUUGCUGAGUCGAGGGAAGAUGAAGAUGACCAUAUCACGAGGAAAAAUCCCCCCUCCCCAUAUCAAAACGGAAUUUCUGAUGCUGGAUUUGUGUACACAAAUCAGGUUUGUAUUGCAGAGAGGCACCGCGGCCAAAUCCCCAGGCUAGGUAGGGGCGUAUGGGUCUAGUUGUUCAGCAUGGCAAACGGGUCACUUUUAGGGCCAACAGCAUGACAAAUCGCUUCCAUAGUGGGGCGGAAGGUUCUGCCCUUGUCUUCUUGCAAAACAAAUGUGAUUUGCGACCUCAAAUCAGCAACACAAAUUUUCGGAAACAUACCUUUUCGAUAUGGGGAGGGGGGAUUUUUCCUCUCAAUACCGGUACGGCCUUGAUCAUGCGUGCACCUGGCGACGUGCGAGAAGUGCUGGACGAUUUUCGAAUUAUAUGAUGCGAUGAAUUACGCGAAAAAGUGAAUGAAAGAAAAACGACGACCGCAGCUCCAUACUAGUGUGAAAGAAUGUCACCACAACUAGCAU
Messenger RNA from Amoebophrya sp. A120, 1553 nucleotides. Lineage: Eukaryota; Dinophyceae; Syndiniales; Amoebophryaceae. The record is from the annotation of a GenBank genome assembly.